AUGGCUGACUCUCAACCUCUCCUCUCCCUUGAUGGGGACCCUGUGGCUGCCGAAGCCUUUCUCCAGGAUGUGUUUAGGAUUGUGGUGGAUGAGGUCAUUCGAAAAGGGACCAAUGCCUCCGAGAAGGUCUGUGAGUGGAAGGAGCCCGAGGAGCUGAAGCAGCUGCUGGACUUGGAACUGCGGCACGAGGGCGAGUCACAGGAGCAGAUCCUGGAGCACUGCCGGGCCGUGAUCCGCUACAGCGUGAAGACCUGUCACCCUCGUUUCUUCAACCAGCUCUUCUCAGGGUUGGAUCCCCAUGCGCUGGCCGGGCGCAUUGUCACAGAGAGCCUCAACACCAGCCAGUACACAUACGAAAUCGCCCCUGUGUUUGUCCUCAUGGAGGAGGAGGUGCUGAAGAAACUCCGGGCCCUGGUGGGCUGGAGCUCUGGGGACGGGGUCUUCUGCCCUGGUGGCUCCAUCUCCAACAUGUAUGCUCUGAACCUGGCCCGCUAUCAGCGAUACCCAGACUGCAAACAGAGGGGCCUCCGGGCACUGCCACCCCUGGCCCUCUUCACAUCGAAAGAGUGUCAUUAUUCCAUCAAGAAAGGAGCUGCUUUUCUGGGACUUGGCACCGACAGUGUCCGAAUGGUCAAGGCAGAUGAGAGAGGGAAAAUGAUCCCUGAGGAUCUGGAGAGGCAGAUCAGCUUGGCCAAGGCCGAGGGUGCUGUGCCAUUCCUGGUCAGUGCCACCUCUGGUACUACUGUGCUGGGGGCUUUUGACCCCCUGGAGGCGAUCGCGGAUGUGUGCCAGCAUCAUGGGCUAUGGCUGCACGUGGAUGCUGCCUGGGGUGGGAGCGUCCUGCUGUCACAGACACAUAGACAUCUCCUGGCUGGGAUCCAGAGGGCUGACUCUGUGGCCUGGAAUCCCCACAAGCUCCUCUCCGCAGGCCUGCAGUGCUCAGCUCUUCUUCUCCGGGACACCUCGAACCUGCUCAAGCGCUGUCACGGGUCCCAGGCCAGCUACCUCUUCCAGCAGGACAAGUUCUACGACGUGGCUCUGGACACCGGAGACAAGGUGGUGCAGUGUGGCCGCCGCGUGGACUGUCUGAAGCUGUGGCUCAUGUGGAAGGCACAGGGCGGGCAGGGGCUGGAGCGCCGUGUGGACCAGGCCUUUGCCCUUGCCCGGUACCUGGUGGAGGAGCUGAAGAAGCGGGAGGGAUUUGAGUUGGUCAUGGAGCCUGAAUUUGUCAAUGUGUGUUUCUGGUUCGUGCCCCCCAGUCUACGGGGGAAGAAGGGGAGUCCAGAUUACAGUGAAAGGCUGUCUAAGGUAGCCCCAAUCCUCAAGGAGCGCAUGGUGAGGAAGGGUUCCAUGAUGAUUGGCUACCAGCCCCAUGGUCCCCUGAGCAACUUCUUCCGCAUGGUCGUGGCCAACCCUGCGCUGACACGGGCUGAUAUGGACUUCCUGCUGAACGAGCUGGAAUGGCUGGGCCAGGACCUCUGA
This is a messenger RNA of Rangifer tarandus platyrhynchus (Svalbard reindeer), 1482 nucleotides long. NCBI's taxonomy places the organism in Eukaryota, Metazoa, Chordata, Mammalia, Artiodactyla, Cervidae. The record is from the annotation of a GenBank genome assembly.